CCGCCGCGCCUUCCCCGCCCGCCGGGCUCCCCGCCGGCAGCGACGAUGUUUUCUCUCAAGCAGCCCAAACCCACCUUCAAGUCCUACCUUCUGCCGCUGCCUCAGGCUGAAGACCACAUAGCGUCAGAACCAAGGAUUAAAAAACUGGAACCAGUACUUUUGCCAGGUGAAAUUGUGGUAAAUGAAGUAAAUUUUGUAAGAAAAUGCAUCGCAACAGAUACAAGUCAAUAUGAUCUGUGGGGCAAAUUGGUUUGCACUAACUUCAAGAUUUCCUUUAUUACGGAUGACCCAAUGCCACUACAGAAAUUCCAUUAUAAAAAUCUUCUCCUUGGUGAACAUGAUGUCCCACUAACAUGCAUUGAGCAGAUUGUUACAGUGAAUGACACCAAGAGGAAGCAGAAGGUCCUUGGUCCCAACCAAAAACUUAAGUUUAAUCCAACUGAAUUAAUAAUUUAUUGCAAAGACUUCCGUAUUGUCAGAUUUCGUUUUGAUGAAGCGGGUCCUGAAAGUGCAAAAAAGGUGUGCCUUGCAAUAGCUCAUUAUUCUCAGCCAACAGAUCUUCAGCUUCUCUUUGCAUUUGAGUAUGUUGGGGAAAUAUAUCAUAAUCCAGCAAAGAAGGUGAAUGGAAUAGACCCAGGAGGUGGUGGUGGCGGCAUCGGCAGUGUCAGUGGUCAGCAGACACCUUUGUUUGAAACUUACUCUGAUUGGGAUAGAGAAAUCAAAAGGACAGGUGCAUCAGAGUGGAGAGUUUGUUCGGUCAAUGAAGGUUAUAUGAUAUCUACUUGCCUUCCAGAAUAUUUUGUGGUUCCAUCUUCCUUAGCAGAUCAAGACCUUAAGCUGUACUCCUACUCUUUUAUUGGGAGACGAAUGCCAUUAUGGUCCUGGAAUCACCCUAAUGGGAGUGCCCUCGUAAGAAUGGCCAACAUUAAAGAUGUAUUGCAACAAAGAAGAAUUGAUCAAAGGAUUUGUAAUGCAAUAACUCGAAGCCAUCCUCUAAGAAGUGAUGUUUACAAAUCUGAUCUGGACAAGUGUCUCCCCAACAUCCAGGAAAUCCAGGCUGCACAUAUCAAACUCAAACAGCUGUGUGUUAAUGAGCCUUUUGAAGAAACUGAAGAGAAGUGGCUAUCCUCACUGGAAAAUACUCGCUGGUUAGAGUACAUUAGAUCAUUUCUUAAGCAUUCUGCUGAGCUUGUAUAUAUGAUGGAGUGUAAGCAUGUUUCUGUAGUUCUACAAGAGGAAGAGGGACGGGACCUGAGCUGUCUUGCUGCUUCUCUCAUUCAAGUCAUGCUGGAUCCCUAUUUUCGAACAAUUGUUGGAUUUCAAAGUUUAAUACAGAAGGAAUGGGUCAUGGCAGGAUAUCAGUUUUUAGAUAGGUGUAACCACUUAAAGAGAUCUGACAAAGAGUCUCCUUUGUUCUUGAUGUUUCUUGACUGUGUUUGGCAGCUGCUAGAACAAUACCCAGCAGCCUUCGAGUUUUCUGAAAUGUACUUGACCAUAUUGUACGACAGUGCACGUAUCUCAUUGUUUGGCACUUUCCUUUUCAAUUGUCCUCAUCAGCGAGUAAAGGAAAGCACUGAAUUUGCCAUAAGCAAAAAUAUUCAGCUGGGUGAUGAGAAAGGCCUCAAAUUUCCUUGUGUUUGGGACUGGUCUCUUCAGUUUACAAGCAGGGACCGCCUGCUCUUUCACAACCCUUUGUAUAUUGGGAAGAGUGCGCCAUGUGUACAAAAUGGAGCAGUGAAAACUUUUAAACGCUCAAAGAAAAACUACAGCUCCACAUUGCGAGGUGUCCCCCCAGCAUUGAAAAACGGAAUCAUCAGUGAGCAAGAGUUCCUUCCAAGAAGAAACUCUCUGAUACUAAAACUGAAACCGGACUUUUUACAGCAAACAGAGAGUCAGAGUAACAGUAUGGAACAGUACUUCAGAGACUGGUUUGCAAAGCCUGUUGAUUUGCACGGUGUAAUUCUGCCCCAUCUCUCUGGAACACAAAUAAAACUCUGGAAACUGUGCUACUUCCGCUGGGUUCCUGAAGCCCAGAUUAAUCAUGGUGGCUUCAUCACUGCUUUCCAUAAAGUUUCUUUGCUGGCAGAUGAAGUAGACAUGUUAAACCGGAAUCUUCGGCAGUACAAAAGCAACUCUUCUUUGCAAGGCAGCUGCUCAGAACUGGAUCAAAGCAGGAUGUACUUCAGAGCAAAUAGUUUAAAUGACACCUCUGAGGCCCCAGACUUUCUCUCCUCCUCAUUCCCAUUUUCUCCUGUAGGGAAUCUAUGCAGACGGAGCAUUCUGGGGACACCUUUAAGCAAAUUUUUAAGUGGGGCCAAAAUCUGGCUAUCCACUGAGACACUUGCAAAUGAAGAUUAAGAUGAUGUGGUGGUUUAAAGGUUUGGGGAGAACACAGCAUAUCAUUUUGUCUUUUCUAAGUUAACACUGCUAAAUGCGGCAUUGAAAGCUGUAAUAAUUUUUAUAUACAAACGUUAUGUAAGUUUUGCACAAAUAUUUAAAAGCAAAGCGAGUCAUGCUUCAAAUCGCACAAUUUUGUCUUCAGUAGUUCUCAUCUGCUAGGGCUUCUGGUCCCUGAUUUCUUCUGUAUUUUUGUGGUUUGGCUUAUUAUAUGCGAUGGAGCAUUUCAUUAGCUAGUUGAAAGGCGUGGUGUGGUCAUUAACAGGGCUUCUGCUUGAAAUGUCUUUUUUCCCAGAUAGUGACUGAAGUGACUCUUGUGCCAAAACAGCUUGGCAAAUCAAAGUAGUUCAGUGCAGUGGACAGAGACCGACAGCUGAAAUCUGGGAACAAGCUAUUAUUUUAUCAGAUUGCCUCUUCAGGAAGAAUACUUACAUGCAUACAUACAUACUAACAUUCCGUGACUUGGAUCAUCCUACAUAUGUGUUAAUGCAGUGUGUAUCCAUGGGGUGGUUGUUCCCUUUUCUUUCUCUCCCCAAAAGGUAUUCAUUAACAAUUAGUCAGAUUUGUGCUCUUUGUCAUGAGCUUGACUUUAGACUAUAGGAAUCAACUUCAGGACAAUGCACUGUUAACCUUAAAACAUUACUGUAGAUAUGGUAUUGCAGUAGCUUUAGAAGUGCCUUUAAUUGGGAGGAAACAGUAGCAAGAUUACUCUAAUGCAGCUGACCUGACACCCCUCCCCCCCAACUUUUUACAAUAGGUUGUUAUGGUAAGUUCAAUAUUGUUCCAUCCCCUGCAUCCUCCUCUCCAUUUCUGGAAAUAACAGAAGGCCAGCUCAAGAGACAGCAGGUUUUUCCUCUUUAAGGUUAAGCUCAUUUGUAAGUCUCACGAGAGCCUCAAUUUUUAAUGUAAGCACCUCAAAUACUCAGCAUUGUAUUCCUGCAUGGAUCCUGAUCCCUGCCAACCCUCUCCUCAUCCUGUUGCAGGAUGAAGUAGCUUUCAGCAGAAUUCAUACUUAAGCCCUACUGGGUUCCAGAAAGGAUGACGUGCUCCAAGUGGCCAAAUCCACGAGGGGUGCUAGUGCUGUUGUCACUUGUAAGCAGGUGCUGGAAGAAGAGCAGUUAGUGGUGCUGCCUUCUUACAUACAUGCAUGUCCAUAUGGACAGUGCAAUGGACAAGCGCUGCUUGAGGGAAUUAAAUCCAACAGCCUCCUCUGCUUAAUGC
Haliaeetus leucocephalus (bald eagle) is the source of this 3618-nucleotide messenger RNA. RefSeq names its product myotubularin related protein 10 (gene MTMR10). Bases 46 to 2358 code for a protein of 770 amino acids. Lineage: Eukaryota; Metazoa; Chordata; Aves; Accipitriformes; Accipitridae. The record is from RefSeq and is a predicted model, not a curated record. The transcript is spliced from 16 exons.